UUUUGCAUUUGAUUCAAGUUUGGGGUUAAAAUCAAGUUGUGGGUUAGUUUUGGCAAAUUCCCCAGUAAUGUAAUACAAUAUUAUACAUUAUUUUUUAAGAAUUGAAAAAUACAUAUAAUUUCUUAUCCGCGUGUAGCGCGGCUAAAAAAUCUAGUAGUAUUGAUAAAAGAGAGAGAGUUACUUUUCAAGCAACCAACAAUAUGGCCAGAUCCCAGAUUUAACCGGCUAUUAAUAUUUUACAUUAAUUUUAAGAAAAUAAUUAACAAUUCAAAAGUUAUGCAACAUAUCCUUUAUAUACUAAAUAUAAGUCAUUUGACCAAUCCUAUUAUAACACAUGGAAAAUGUUUUGCAAAAUUUAAAAAUCAAAAUUUUACCACGUUUCUUUGAUUGUAAAUAUCUGUCAAUUAUUGAAAUUCCUAUUUUUCUCGAAAUUAUUAUCAAACCUUGAGCUCAAGAUCAAAGCUUAGAUGCAGAGUGAUUAAAGCGAGGGAGAUUGAAGAAGAUGAAUCAUGAAAGAUUUGUUAUUCAGCUCAAAGAACUCAAAUGUACAUAACAUUCUUUAUAUAUCAACAUAAUUCAUGUGCUCUUCCCAAAGCGUCAAAAGCUCAGUAUAAUAAGUUGAGACAUCCAUCGAACCCUACUCAAUCUUACUCAAUCUCUGCUCUAUAUCAAAGACUCUAGGUGCAUCAUCUUUUUUAAAUCUAGCUAAGAGAUUGUUCCAUAUACCUACAGCAGUAUUGAUAAAGAGAAAGCUCUGACCUAUCUUCUUAGAAACAAAGUUCAUCAACCAAGUGGCCACCAUAUCAUUGCAACGGGACCAAGCACCAUAAUCACGAUGCGUAGAAGAAGGUUUAGAAACCAUACCAUCAAUAAAGCCGAGUUUGUUGCGAACAUUCAAUGUCAUAUGAAUCGAUCGUCGCCAAAAUAAAAAUCCGAAGCAUUGCUCAAUCGGUCUGUGAUAAGAAUGAGUCCAGCAAGAUCAUUAUUGUGAAGAUAGAACAAAUUAUCAUACUGGUCAAUCGAUAAUUGGUUAAGUUUCCUUUUGCUUAAUCGGUUAGAUAUGUAAAGAACGUUAUGUACAGUUGAGUUCUUUGAGCUGAAUUGCAAACUUUUCAUGAUUCAUCUUCUUCAAUCUCUCUCGAUUUCAUCAUUCUACAUCUAAUCUUAGAUCUUGAGCUCAAUGUUUAAUAUGGUAUCAGAGAACACACAUGAAUCUUCCGCCUCGAUAUGAGCUUUCCGGUAUCUCUAUUCUCGCAAUUCUUGAAUCUCUUCUGUAUCGCUAUUCUGGAAUCUCUUGUGUAUCGCGAUUAGGGAUUUCAUUUUCCAGCUCGUCUUCUGUUACUCGAUUCUUCUUUUCUUGCAGUUUGGAUUCUGAGGCUUGUUUUCUGAAGAUCGAUUAGCUCGUUGAACUUUUGUUUUCUUCGAAUCUUGGCUAUGGCGUCUUCUGUUCCUUCUUGGCAAUCACACGUUUCAACAAUGAAUUAUAAUUUCCCAAUCAUGUUUCAACAGUUUGUCUAUAUUUUCGGUGUCUUCCUCUUUGUCGAUUUUAUUUUGUCUUUGAGUGUUGCAAAGUGAUAAAAGUUUCUGAUUAUUUAAUUCAAAAUCAUUUUCUCUGUUCCUAAAAAGGUAUUCUAUGAUUCUUUCUUCAUAAUUUAAAUUAAUGAUAUUAUGAGAAUAUAUUUAUGUUUUGUAGCUUAACUCUUGCAGAAAGGCGAAACGAGAACUCCAUUGUCACAAAUUUGGUAUUACUAUCAGAAACCAGAAGUUAUUGUCAACGUGAAAAGAUUUUCUCUAGAUAGGGAGUGGAUGUGCAAUGUGUGGUGGGAUCAAAUUUUAGGUGUUUCUUCACACAUUUCUAAAGGGACAUUCAUCUAUUUUUCAAUUGGAGACACUUAAGUUCCUAAUCUUCAAAGGCGCUUCUACUCCUUAAAAAAUGGAGCCCUAAGCCAAUGUUCUAUUAUUUAUCCUUCUAUGAAGAUCUGUGAAAAAAACUUGAAUAGCUUAUCAAAAAUCUUUUUGUUGGCUCUUUAUAGUUUUGUUUGAAUCUAGGUCUGUAAAUAGACCUAAGAUGGGGAAAUUUCAGUUAUAUGUGAUUUAUGUGUUUGCCCUUGUGUCCUCAAUAAGAUUGUAAUAUACAUAAUCUUCAUACAUUUUUCUUUACUGAAUUGAAAACAGAAUCAUGACCACCAACAAUAGUCAUUAAUAAACAUAAUUAGCAUAAUUUGUGGACAACGACCCAUCAAGUACUCUUCAUAUAUAUAAACUAUACGAAGCCUACUAAAUAUAGAUAUACGAAGGCUCAGGCUAACAAGAUUAUACUAUAUCCAUUUCGUUAAUUGAUUGAGAGAUUAAAAAUAAUAAGUACAAAUAAGGGUAUGUGACAUGUCCUCCUUGAUGAUAUAAGAUUUAUUUUAAAGUAUGUUUGAAAAUUUUGGUUUUCUAAUAUCGUGCACCCCAUAUUCCACCAAACUUAUAAGUUAUAAAUAGUAAACAUUCCAAGAAUAAGUAAUUUAUUUUCCCUAAAGAAUCUGACCAUGUUCACUUGUUUACGGUUAUGGACAACGGAUAAUUAUAGUUACUAAAAUAAAUCAGAUUUUAAGAAAAGAAAUCAAAACCAUUAACAGAAGUCAAACAAUUGUGUUCUGUAAUUGCUAAGUUUAAAAAUCAAACACCGUUUUUGGAUAAUUAAGUUUGUUGUUUUUCUUCAAAAUCUCCUAAAACUCCUCUUUAUUACAGGAUUAAGAAACAUAGAGAUUAAAAAGAAACUUCAAAACACAGGAAUCUUCUAUUUUUUAUUAUUAUUUUGAUUAGAAUUGUAAAAGCAAUGGAGCAAGAACAAGAGAGUUACAAAUCAAGAUUGUUUCAUUUCAAGAACAUGAGCGAACAUUCAGCUUCAAGACAUGUUAAAAGCUGGAGCUCAGAUUGCGCCAUGAAAAUAGAUGGUUCAGACAGUUUUGAUGAUGAUGAUAAUGACCUGAUGUUCAGAAGUCAACCCGGAAAUUUUGGCAGCGUUGAACGGCCACCUUUGCCUUCAAGCGGUGAUGCAACGCCCAACCGCAGUGACAAGAUUGGUACUCCGAGGAUGGUUUCUUCUGAAUCCAUGGAAGCACAAUUACAAGCAGCCAUGGAGCAAAUGAAAGAAAGAUUUUCAAAACUGCUUCUUGGAGAAGAUAUGUCUGGAGGAGGAAAAGGCGUUUCUUCGGCUUUGGCUUUAUCUAAUGCCAUUACCAAUCUAGCAGCAUCUGCCUUUGGAGAACAGAGGCGUUUGGAGCCAAUGCCGGCUGAUAGAAAAGCGCGCUGGAGAAGAGAACUUGGAUGGCUUAUCUCUGUGGCUGAUCAUAUAGUUGAAUUCGCUCCAACGCAACAAACAAACAAAGAUGGAUCUUCAAUGGAAGUCAUGACAACAAGACAGAGAACAGAUCUACUCUGCAACGUUCCUGCACUUAAGAAACUCGAUGCAAUGCUCCUUGUAAGAACUAAGAACAAAAAUUACUAUGUUAAUCUCUCAUUUUAUUAUAAUUCUCCUAAAAUUUUGACUUUUUUUUUUGUUUAUUUGCAGGAUUGUCUUGACAAAUUCAAGGACCAAAAUGAGUUUUAUUAUGUCAAAAAAGAUUCUCCUGAUUCUUCAGAGACAAGAAAUGAUGAGAAAUGGUGGUUACCAGCGGUUAAAGUCCCACCUAAUGGCCUCUCCGAGAUGUCAAGAAGGUUUCUACAGAGCCAAAAGGAAUGUGUUAAUCAAGUCCUUAAAGCUGCAAUGGCAAUAAACGCUCAAGUUCUGUCUGAAAUGGAGAUUCCUGAAAGCUACCUGGAAUCACUUCCUAAGAACGGGAGAGCUAGCUUGGGAGAUGUGAUAUACAAAAUGAUAACAGUAGAGAUGUUUGAUGCAGAUCAGUUCCUGAUUGAAAUGGAUUUAUCAUCCGAGCACAAGAUUCUUGAUCUAAAGAACAAAAUCGAAGCAUCGAUUGUGAUAUGGAAGAGAAAGAUGGUGCAGAAGGACACAAAAUCUCCUUGGGGCUCAGGAGUGAGUACUGAGAAAAGAGAACAGUUUGAAGAAAGAGCUGAAACAAUCUUGCUUCUUUUGAAACAAGGGUUUCCUGGAAUCUCACAAUCCUCGCUUGACAUCAGCAAGAUUCAAUGCAACAGAGAUGUAGGACUUGCUAUAUUGGAGGGCUACUCGAGAGUGCUUGAGAGUUUGGCUCACACGGUGAUGUCGAAAAUAGAAGACGUGCUUUAUGCUGAUCAGCUUACUCAAGAACCAACAAAUGCACCUUCUAAGAAUAGAUAUCUUGUGAAAGAGACAAUGAAGGAGGAAAGACUUAGUUUUUCGGAGGACACGGCUACAGGGACAUCACUAUCUGAUGUUAUGCAAUGGGGUAACAAGAACAAUGAAGUGAAGAAAGAAAGCUAUUAUGGAGAUCGAGAGAAACCAUUGCUGUCCAAAGUCACAGGUCUUAUGACAACCAACAAGAAGAGUUCUUAUCUUGAAACUAUUGGAGUUAUGAGAAGUCCAACGGCUAGAUACUCCUGAAAGAAUCGGUUUCUUUUUUUCUUCUUGUAAAAUUAGGUUUGCUUGUUGCAUUUUCUAUAAUUCAAAUGGAAAAGCACCAUUGUGUUGUAGCAGACUUUUAUAUGCAAUUUAAUUGAUUCAUCAUAUUUGGUUCUCAUAUCAUUAAAGCAACUAACACAACACAAAUAUACAUAAAUCAUUAAAAAGGGUUUUUAGAAUUGAGAAAGCCAAUAUAAAGCUUGCAGCGAGGACCUAGCUUAGGCUGAAGCACUUACAUAAGUAAGCAAAGAGCCUCCUCCAAGAAUAAAAAACUUGAGAAACAGCAAACAUCACAAAAAACUUGCUCUGCAAGCAAACGGAACACAAUUGUAUUCAAACGUCUUGGAGCUUGGAGAAGGAUAUGGAUUUAUAUACUUUGAGAUUUAAAAAAAAAAAACUAAAGUGGGUUAUAAGGAGAAGGAGCAUCAGAUCCAUACAGAUCCCAUUGUCCUGUUUGUUGAAUCUGGAUUCGGUAGGUACUAUGAGUAUACAGGAACUUGAUGUUGGGUUAUUUGAAAAAAGUUCUAUUGAUCAGUCAGACGAUGAGUUACAAAAAGAUUUUGAUUAAGGAACCUUAGUUCUACAGAAGGCAAAAAUGGCGCCCUUGGAUUUGGGGUGCCUAUCAAAUAGGUCCUCUUUCACAAAUUCUCUUAUUACCCAUCGAUCAGCUGCUGGAGAAUCAUUCACUUACACCUGGUUCAAAUAUUACUUUCAUCUCUGAGCUCCACUUAGUCAAUCAUCAUAUCUCUCCUCCUAACUGCUUCAACUUUUGUUUCUCAUUAAGAAUAUGUUUUAUUAUUGGUGUAUUUCACUUUCUGAUGUAAACACUUUCAAAAUAGCAAAUGCACAAAAAAA
Molecule: messenger RNA, 5401 nt
Organism: Brassica rapa (field mustard)
Lineage: Eukaryota; Viridiplantae; Streptophyta; Magnoliopsida; Brassicales; Brassicaceae
Product: rop guanine nucleotide exchange factor 11
Molecular function (GO): guanyl-nucleotide exchange factor activity
Source: RefSeq, a predicted model, not a curated record